Messenger RNA from Pseudonaja textilis, 3924 nucleotides. The record is from RefSeq and is a predicted model, not a curated record. Lineage: Eukaryota; Metazoa; Chordata; Lepidosauria; Squamata; Elapidae.
AAAACCUCUUCUGGCAUCCGUGCUUGCAAGCUGAAGACACUCCUCGGCGUCCUCGCCCUCCAGGCCCAGGAAGGCACAGGGAAGAGCCCGUCAAGUCCCAGGGUGGCAGGACGUGAAAGAGAACUGGUCCAUUCCUAGGACUGUUCCUCCCCUUCCAAGACCGCUGUGGAGUCCCAGCCUUGUUGCACACACGCAGGAGAAUCCCACCUUCUGUCCAGGCUUCCUUUCUCUGCCUUUCUGCUUGACCCACGAAGAUUGCUUUUGGAGGGCUGGAGCCAAGGAUCCUCUGGAGACGGAGACAGCCCAGGGAGCACCGCAGGAGAACAGUCCCUGACAAGAGGUGGUGAUGCUGGGGAGCUCUCUUUGGGGCCGUCCAUCCCCUGCGCUAAGUGGGGAGAGACGAGGAGCUGGGGGGCUGGAGCUGUUCCUCCUGCUGGUCCUUUCAGGCUGGGUUUGGGCUCAGCAGCCACAACUGCAAAUUCUCCCUUGCCCUGCGCUAUGUGUGUGCUCCGAGACUGCCCGAACAGUGAAGUGCGUCAACAACAACUUGACGGAGGUGCCGUCUGAGCUGCCGCCUUCCGUGGAGGGCCUCUUCCUCACCCAUAACUGCAUCCGUAACCUCUCUUCUGCCUCCUUCCUCUCCGCUUCCCUGUCGGAGCUCACCAUCCUUGACCUGAGGGGUAACCAGCUGAGCUGGGUGGGCACGGAGACUUUUGCAGGGCUGCCUCAUCUAAAGCAGUUGGACCUCAGCGACAGUUCGCUCACUUGGCUCAGCCCCAUGGCCCUGGGCAAUGCCAGCAGCCCCUUGGAAGAACUGGACCUGAGCAGCUCCCUCUACAACAACAGCUUUGUGCCCUUGGUGGCUGAGCUGCUCCAGGCAGGCACGCUUCUCAACUUGAAGCGCUUGGACCUGUCGGAUAACAAUUUGAUUUAUCUACCGGCCAGGAUGUUCUCCACACUGCCCAGUCUGGAGCACCUAGACAUGCGUAACAACUCCCUGGUGAGUUUGCGUAACGUGUUCUUCGGGAGCCUCCAACAGCUGCACAGCUUCAAUCUCAGCAGCAACAGUUUCAAGACCCUGAGGAACGACACCCUCCAGCAGCUCCAGGGCCUCCCUUUGCUGUCCCUCAAUCUCAGCAGUAACCCCUGGGUUUGCGACUGCCACAUUGAGGACUUGGUGAAGUGGCUGAAGGAGAGCAAGCAGGUGGAGGCCAAAGGGUCCCUCAAGUGCUCCUAUCCGCGGGAGUUGCAAGAACGCUCUUUGGUGAGCAUCAAUGUGUCAGAACUCGACUGCUCCCUUCUGAUCGACGACCAGACCCCGCUGCAGACUUCUUACGUCUUCCUCGGGAUAGUCUUGGCCCUCAUUGGUGCCAUUUUCCUCCUGGUUUUAUAUUUGAACCGAAAGGGGAUCAAAAAGUGGAUGUAUAACAUCAGGGAUGCCUGUAGAGACCACAUGGAGGGCUAUCACUACAGGUACGAGAUCAACACAGAUCCCAGGCUAACAAGCCAGAACUCCAACUCAGAUGUCUGAAGAAGUACUAUGGGGAAAUGGGCCUGAUGCAUAAUAGCCCUGCAUGAAAUGUAGACUGUAAUUCUUUCCCUUAUCCCUACCUGCUUCCUCUUCCCUUUUCACCUAGACACCAGAAACUUCACCUGUGCAGAGAAUUAUGCGUCCCUGCACAAUAUUCACAUUAUUAUUAUUAUUAUGAACGUGGUGCAUGGUGUUAGGCAGUCUGUGCCAUUGCUACUUCCCUUUGCAAUUCACUACCAGCUUGUGGUUGGAUAUUUCUUAGCACCCAAACAGAUAAGGAAUGUUCCCUCUUUGUUUCCUCCUCUUGAUAUUUUCAAAGAGUGAACAUAUAUUAAAAAGUACCAUUCAACAAAGACUGCCUCAACUUUUUUUUUUUUUUUUUGAGACAAACAUUUUACUGAUUGCUGGAAGGUCGUUUUUGUGCUUCAUAAUUGUGAAAAGGUUUAUAGAUUUCAUACAUAUUUAGAAAAGGGACAUGUACAGACAAGCAAGUAAACAGCAAGCAUGCAAAAAGGGAAAAUCCUAUCCCUUAGCUAAGUAAAUCAGUAAUUUGAAUGCUUGCUCUUUCUCCUUGAUUGUGUGCACAAACCACUUGUAUGGUUUGGCUUAUGGUAAAAAAAAAUACAAGCAUUUGCAAUUUAUAUGAAAACUAGUGUCUUUAAGGAAUUCUCAUCUCAUAUAAAUUGCAUAUGAAGUGAGCUCGCACUGUUAAACAAGUCAAUAAAUGUUUCUGUUUUGCUGGAGCAGGCUGUCCUCUUAUAAUAAGGAAAUUAAGCCCCCAACACGAUAAAGAUUCUUUCCUUUUCGAUUAAAAAUUGUGCAAAAUAUGAGAACUUUUUUUAAAAAAGAAUUGUUUGGAAGCAUGUCAUCAAUGUAGUUUAAUUUUAAACAGGCUAUAAAAAUGCAGUUAUAAUAAUUCACUUUUUUUUUUGGUUAAACUGCUUUUGAACUACCAUCUCUUUUGCAAGUGCAAUCUCAUUUUACACAACCUGUUGUGACUUUGGAGUGGUUGUACAACAACUCUUAAGUGGAAAGAUAAAGGAUUAAAUGACACUGAUUUUUGGAGCAAUCGCUGAAAUUGGGAACACAAUCUUGCUGCUGAAUAAUGGGCACUUGUACCUUUUUUUUUCUAAUCUAUGCAAACAUUACUUUUGGCAACUCAGUGGGAAUUAUUCCCAGAUGCAUGUGAGAAAUCUUGAACUGAAAACACGUAUUUUAUUGAAUUAAAAUGGAAUGUUUCACUGAUGCUCAGCUUAUGUGAACCCAGUCAAUUGUCAUUUAUUCAACACAUUAUGAUUAAACCAAUGGUGGUUUAACACAUGAAUCCAACCAUAAUGUAGCAUGAGUUUCAGUGACAACCCAUCUGUGGAAAGAGAGUAGCGUUCCAAGUGUUUACUUUGACUAAAUUGUACCUAAUGUAUCUAAGCUGCAAUAAUUAGACCAAGGAUCUAGGUGCACAUACUUUUGGAAAAAUACUGUGAUAACAGAAUUAAGCUGUAGGUCCUGUGGAGUGGUAGGCUUACUCCCAAAUAAGUAUGCUUAGCAAUAGUAUCUGAUUUUAAAACAACUUCGUUGAAGUCAGCAUGGCCUUAGUUUUCAGUUGAGAGGUUAUACAUCUUCAGACCUCCAGGGGGGAGGCUGACAUAACUGUUCACCAAGCUGGAGACAAUAUUAUGUAAGUUUAGUCUUCAAAACUUAGCUAAUGUUCACAAUAACAUCUGUGCAAUUGUAUUUAUGGUUUUAACUUGUGCAUGGCUAUGACUUUAUGUGUCUUUGCACAUUUAUAAGGAAGGAUGUUUUGCAAACCAUAGUAUCACCUUCAGUCUAAAUAUUGUGAUAGUGCAGGAAGUAUAUUAAACACGUUCUUCUUUGAAAAACUGGAAUGCAUGAACUGUGAUGCCAAUCUGCCUAUCAGCUCUAAAUAGAUAAAUUUACUUUUCUGUUAGCAAUUUUUGGAAAGUUGUAUAUCACAUUCUUAGCAUUGCUUGUGAAGUACUAGGUCUAAUAAAUCACAAAUAAGUUUACUAUAGCAAUAAGCAAUCUUACCCGUAUUGGUUUGGAAAUAAUUUCCAACUAAAUCAAUGGCAUGGAAAUCUAUGUGUGUAUAAAGUAAUUAAGUUUAUUCAGAAUGUUUAUAGCUUAACUAUGCCACUGUUUAUGAAGCUUCCACUCUUAUGCGCACACACUAUUACGGUAUUGCAAGUUCUGCUAAAUCUCUUUUUGCAAAUUCAUUUGUUCCAAUUUGGGGGGAAUGAAGAGAAAUAAAAUCUGUACUACUGACUUAUGCUUUUAUUUCACAAAUAACAAAAUUUCUGAUUUUACACAUUUCUUAGUCUGUAAUAUUACUAGACUUAGUAAUAUAAUUCUGUUGUGAUAUAAUCUGUUUCAAAAAA